This is a messenger RNA of Rodentolepis nana, 1202 nucleotides long. The record is from the annotation of a GenBank genome assembly. NCBI's taxonomy places the organism in Eukaryota, Metazoa, Platyhelminthes, Cestoda, Cyclophyllidea, Hymenolepididae.
AGAGAAUGCAAGCCUUCUUCUACCGCCUUUACCACGAAAUCAUCCAACAAGGAAUUCAAACCAUCCUCAGCCUAACCAAAUCCUCUAAACAUGAUUCGAAUAAAAACGACGGAGACAACUGCUCUGUUCUUGUGGUGUCCCAGAGUAACGCCUUGAAGCAAUUUAAGCCAGUCUUUGAGAGCCGUAUGGAUCAGUUGCGAUCCUUGGUAACUAGCGAGGAAGUAUUCAUCAUGGAGUUCUUCUGUUUGGAUAACUGCAAGGAUGAAAUGGACACCUUCGCUUGCAUGAAACUCCUUUUCAGUGGCCUUCCCGAUGGCAUGAGUGAACUUAUUCGACUCUGUGAGAACCAGAAUGCCCUCUUCUCCAUGUUUAUUCUCCAAGUUCUCUCGCAAAUCGCUACUGAGAUUAACGAGAAACCGAAAGACUCGAACAAGAGUCUUGCUGGAUCAUUUUGGAGCCAACUGAUUAAACCCUGCAUUGCUGAUACACGAGCGGUUCUACAGAAACACGUCCAAUCGCUGAAUCUACUCUUCCGAGAGAGUAAACCUAGUAGAAAAGCGAGAUGUGGCGUACUCAAUAUGACGAAGGUGUAUGAGAACUUCGCCGAGUCCUCACUCCUGGUUUUUGGUUCUGGCGCUAAGAUUAUGGAACAGGCUCAUAGUGAUCUCAUUUGCUGCCUCAUGAAUGAACUGGAUCGGGUGGCAUCGGAAAGUGUGAAAACGCCACCGGAGCUUCCAUCACUGAACGACACUCGUAAAGAGGCGAAAGCGAGAUAUCAACGAGCCCUACAAGAAUACUCCAUGAACUGCAUGGGUCGACCCUUGGAGGAACUUCACAACUUCUUUGAACAAGUUCAAAGCGCUCUGGAUUCUGGUGUGCGUCCAGAUGCUAUCUGCUACCAAAUGGCAUUUCAAAAGCAUAUGCUACAAAAGAUCAUCAAGGAAUAUCCCGGAAAAGAGGUCAAAAAGGGCUUGGAGGCUCUACGGAGAAAGGUUGAAAAGAACCUCUCUGAUGAAGGCAGCCUUUUCCUUGUUGUAUGGCGAUCAAUUCAAUCGGAGGUUACAAAACAAUGCAUGUUCUAUGAGGAGUUGAUCCGAAAGUGCUAUGCAGAUUCAGGUCUUUCAUUAGAUUUCACGAUUGACGAUCUCCAACGGUACUUUAGUGAAAUCGCGGAUGCUCCCAAGCGCCAUAUGAUGGGCUGA